AUGGUCGGCAGAGUUCAGCCUGAUCGGAAACAGUUGCCGCUGGUCCUACUGAGAUUGCUUUGCCUUCUUCCCACAGGACUGCCUGUUCGCAGCGUGGAUUUUAACCGAGGCACGGACAACAUCACCGUGAGGCAGGGGGACACGGCCAUCCUCAGGUGUUUUGUAGAUGAUAAGAACUCGAAGGUGGCGUGGUUGAACCGUUCUGGCAUCAUUUUCGCUGGACAUGACAAGUGGUCUCUGGACCCUCGGGUUGAGCUGGAAAAGCGUCACUCUCUGGAAUACAGCCUCCGAAUUCAGAAGGUGGAUGUCUAUGAUGAGGGUUCCUACACUUGCUCAGUUCAGACACAGCAUGAGCCCAAGACCUCCCAAGUUUACUUGAUCGUGCAAGUUCCACCAAAGAUCUCCAACAUCUCCUCCGAUGUCACUGUGAAUGAGGGCAGCAAUGUGACCCUGGUUUGUAUGGCAAAUGGCCGCCCUGAACCUGUUAUCACCUGGAGACACCUUACACCAACUGGAAGAGAAUAUGAAGGAGAAGAAGAAUAUCUGGAGAUCCUUGGCAUCACCAGGGAACAAUCAGGCAAAUAUGAGUGCAAAGCUGCCAACGAGGUCUCCUCAGCGGAUGUCAAACAAGUCAAGGUCACUGUGAACUAUCCUCCCACUAUCACAGAAUCCAAGAGCAAUGAAGCCACCACAGGGCGACAAGCUUCACUGAAAUGUGAGGCCUCUGCAGUGCCUGCGCCUGACUUUGAGUGGUACCGAGAUGACACCAGGAUAAACAGUGCCAAUGGUCUUGAGAUUAAGAGCACGGAGGGCCAGUCCUCCCUGACGGUGGCCAACGUCACUGAGGAGCACUAUGGCAACUAUACCUGCGUGGCUGCCAACAAGCUGGGAAUCACCAACGCCAGCCUCGUCCUUUUCAAGCGUGUUUUACCCACAAUCCCCCACCCCAUUCAAGAAAUUGGCACCACCGUGCACUUCAAGCAAAAAGGACCUGGGUCGGUGAGAGGAAUCAACGGAUCCAUCAGUCUGGCCGUACCACUGUGGCUGCUGGCAGCAUCUCUGCUCUGCCUUCUCAGCAAAUGUUAAUAGAAUUCAAAUUUAAUAAUAAUAAUAAUUAAAAAAAAAACACACAAAAAUGCGUCACAUAAGAUACAAAGAGAGAGAGCAUACUCGAUGGGGGAGACCACUGAUUUCACAACUUUGUGUGUUUAUUAAAUGAAGGGGGAAAUAAGAAAAUGAAGAAGAAAAUAUAACAUUUUAGAAAAAAUUUAAAUCCAUCAAUUAAAAAAUAAAUAAAGAGAAUAAUUCAGGGUGGGAAACGUUUGACCAGAAUAUGUGUAUAUCUAAGCAAAUGUAUGCAGUGCAAAGACUACAUCAUGCUAAGGACAUCCCGGGGUUGUAAAAAUAACGCAAGUAAAGCAGUGCCAGAUGGAUAUUAAUCACCAUCACCACCCCUUAUCCUUCCUUCAUCCUUUUUCAUCUGUGGGGGAAAAAAGAAAAGAAAUAAGGUCUUGCCUUUGGUGUUGAUAUUUCUAUAAUCUUUUUAUUGCAUUUUUAUUUGAGCCACUUCAGACUAUCAAUGGAAACCACGCUGGAAUUCUGUGUUGAGCUUUUCUUUG
Molecule: messenger RNA, 1619 nt
Organism: Chrysochloris asiatica (Cape golden mole)
Lineage: Eukaryota; Metazoa; Chordata; Mammalia; Afrosoricida; Chrysochloridae
Gene: LSAMP
Product: limbic system-associated membrane protein
Exons: 9
Coding region: 1-1086 (361 amino acids)
Cellular component (GO): neuron projection
Source: RefSeq, a predicted model, not a curated record